Trichobilharzia regenti is the source of this 1437-nucleotide messenger RNA. Lineage: Eukaryota; Metazoa; Platyhelminthes; Trematoda; Strigeidida; Schistosomatidae. The record is from the annotation of a GenBank genome assembly.
AUGGACACUGGCACUUACCCUAGUGAGUGGAAAACUAGCUUCAUAAUUCCACAUUACAAAUCUGGUGAUAGGGCAAACGUCCGCAAUUACAGACCCAUAAAUAUAACCCCAGUUAUCUCACGAAUCAUGGAGAAAGUUGUAAAAGAUCAAUUGUCAGACUACCUAAUUAGGGAAGAUCUUGUUACAAGGUCUCAACACGGAUUUCUCAAAAAUAGAUCCUGCGUUACUUGCCACUUCGACUUUUUCAACUGCAUCACUAGUAGUCGCGAAGCACGUAAGCUAGUCGUUGUUCUAUACUUCGAUAUAUCUAGGGCAUUUGACAUGGUAUCUCACAGUAUUCUCUUUGAGAAGCUGUACUCUUGUGGAAUUCGCAACCCAUUACUGAACUGGUUAAAAUCAUUUCUAAGCAACAGGGUACAAAUAACCAAAGUUGGAUCUGUAUUGUCUCAUCCUAGGCAGAUCUCAAGUGGGGUCGUGCAAGGUAGUGUCCUAGGUCCACUUUUAUUCACAGUCUACAUUAACAGCAUUUGCAAGUGCUUCACCUCAGGUAAACCAUUCCUAUAUGCUGACGACCUCAAAGUCGUCUACUCCUGCUACACUCAUGAAUUAAGCGAUAUGGUUACUAAAAUACAUCUUGAACUAAGUAGCCUUGCAACGUGGUGUGCUGAAUCCUGUCUAAAUUUUAACAUUGACAAAUGCGGCUGGAUUUGUAUCGGCAACAGUAAGCUUGAUCUAACUCUUGAAAUAAAUGGGCGAAAACUAGCUAAGCUCAACUCAGUCGUAGAUCUCGGUAUUAGAUACUCUAGUAACCUAACGUUCGCUGAACAGACUGAUUAUGCCAGACGUAAAACGCGAAGGCUGAUAGGAUGCAUAACACGCAAUUUCUUUUGUUGUGAAACUAGGGUUUUAUUAUACAAAGUAUGUGUCCGACCUAUCUUAGAAUACUGCCCGUUUAUUCUUAGCGGACUCAGACAAAAUGACAAGCUUAAAUUAGAGGGAGUGCAACGGCAGUUUACCUCAAGAACUCUUGGUUUAGAAAGUGGUCUGGAAUACCAUGAGCGAUGCGAAAGACUAAGAUUAGAACCCCUCUGGAAAAGACGCCUUAAGCUAAACCUUAUCUUUUACUAUAAGCUAACUAAUCUUCUCUUGCAUUCCUCCGAGCCAAUAACUAAACCUACCGCUGUCAUCAGUUACAAUCUUAGAAAUCAUCACAACCUAGCUGCUAUGGAGCACUGUCAGACUUACGUGCGGUACAACUUCUUCUUAAAUAAGUUUUCAGUCAUUUGGAAUAGACUACCAGCUAAUGUGCGCGAUGCAAACACACUUCCAGUGUUCAUCUCCUCAGUCACCAGACUGCUCAAAGAUGACAAUGCACUUUUGCGCCUGACUCUUACACCUUCUUUUUCACCCUACAUAGAUAUUUUAAGUUCUUUAAAC